Lactuca virosa is the source of this 1195-nucleotide messenger RNA. Lineage: Eukaryota; Viridiplantae; Streptophyta; Magnoliopsida; Asterales; Asteraceae. The record is from the annotation of a GenBank genome assembly.
CACUAAUCUGGCGAUCCACAGAUUCGAUAUAAAUAGGCGAUUCUUAUCUGUGUGAUCUGCGUUGGACUUUACCUAAUCUCAUCGGAGUUUUCGAGUUUUCUUUCUCUGCAAGUCGAAUUUUUUUGAUCAAAAUGGGUCGUAAGUUUUUCGUUGGUGGUAACUGGAAAUGCAAUGGAACUGCCGAGGAUGUGAAGAAGAUUGUGGCUACACUUAAUGCUGGUCAAAUUCCAUCCACCGAUGUUGUUGAGGUGGUGGUGAGCCCUCCUUUUGUGUUUCUUACCUCUGUUAAAAGUGAAUUGAGGCCUGAAAUCCAAGUUGCAGCUCAAAAUUGUUGGGUUAAGAAGGGUGGUGCAUUCACCGGUGAGGUUAGUGCUGAGAUGCUUGCCAAUUUGGGCAUCCCUUGGGUCAUCCUAGGUCACUCUGAAAGGAGAGCCCUAUUGAAUGAAACUAAUGAGUUUGUUGGAGACAAGGUUGCAUACGCACUAUCUCAAGGUUUGAAGGUUAUUGCUUGUGUUGGGGAGACUCUUGAGCAACGAGAAGCUGGAACCACCAUGGAAGUUGUUGCUGCACAAACCAAGGCAAUUGCUGAUAAAAUCUCAAGUUGGGACAAUGUUGUUUUGGCUUAUGAGCCAGUUUGGGCUAUUGGAACCGGAAAGGUUGCAUCUCCAGCUCAGGCUCAAGAAGUACAUGCAGGAUUGAGGAAAUGGUUUAGUGACAAUGUCAGUGCUGAAGUGUCUGCUUCAACCAGGAUUAUCUAUGGAGGAUCUGUUAGUGGUUCCAAUUGCAAGGAAUUGGGAGGACAAACAGACGUUGAUGGUUUCUUGGUUGGUGGAGCUUCCCUCAAGCCGGAGUUCAUUGACAUCAUCAAGGCUGCUGAAGUGAAGAAGAGUGCAUAAGUUUUUUUGUACAAUUCGCCAAGGUUUUUUUUAGUAAUUGUAUUUUGUUGUUUGAAAUAAGCAUAUGACAAAUGUUUGGUGAGCACUAGAUGCUACAAGUGACACCAUGUGGUUUUUUGGUCAAUAACUCAGCACUACGUUGUUCCUUUUUGUGAAAAGCUAUGAGAUGGGUGAUAUAAGAACCACCAGAAGUUGAUAAUUUUAUAGUCUGUGUAGACAUUUCAGAACCAUUUUUUUUGGGUAUUUUUCUUUUUGCUUAUUCUUAUGUUGGCAUAUAUGAAUGCAUCCUUUUUUGUGUG